GGGUGUUCAGCUGACUCGGCCAAGUCGGCCGUGUCGCGAGGUGUUGUGUACGUUUUCGAGUGGAGAGCGGGUGGGUGCCGCUGUUGCGCAUCAUCGGACAGAAAUAUUUAUUUUUAAAACGCGAGUCGCUCGAUUUCGAGCGUGAAACGGAGCAAAUGAGACGAUGGAGCUGAGCUGAGAGCCAUGUCGGCGAGGAGCAAACGCGCCGACGUGUGCGGCGACUGCGGGGCGCUCGAGCCGACGUGGGCCUCGGUGAACCGCGGCAUCCUGCUGUGCGACGAGUGCUGCAGCGUGCACCGCAGCCUCGGCAGACACAUCUCGCGGGUCAAGUCGCUGCGCAGGGGCGCCUGGGUGCCCUCGCAGCUCAGCAUGGUGCACACGCUCAACAGCAACGGCGCCAACAGCAUCUGGGAGCACUCGCUGCUCGACCCCACGCACGCCAAGACGGGCCGCAAGAAGCCCCAGCCCAAGGACCCCGUCCACCCGACGAAAGCGGACUUCAUCAGGGCAAAGCACCAGUUGCUGGCGUUCGUGUACCGCGGCGGCGACGAGGGCGAGGACGCCGACCUGAGCCGGCAGCUGCACUCGGCCGUGCGCACCGUCAACCUGGAGACGAGCCUGCGCAUGCUGGCCCAGGGCGCCGACCCCAACUUCCUGCACCCUGAAAAGGGCACCAGGCCGCUGCACGUCGCAGCCAAAGAGGGACAGGCCGGACAGGUUGAGCUCCUUCUCGUGUAUGGAGCGAGCGCGACGGGUUCGGACGCGCACGGCCAGACGCCAGCGGUGGCUGCGGCGGCGGCAGGGCACCUGGACCUGGCGGCGCGGCUGCAGGAGGCGGCGUUCGAGCUGACGGAUCGGCUGUCGCACUAUUUGUGCGGCCGCGUGCCGGACCACGCGAGCGGCCGCCACUUUCUGGUGCCCGAGAUGGCGGACCACGUGGAGCAGCCGGAGGCGGCGAAGGCGGCCCGGUGCCGCCUCCAGCAGCUGCCGAACCGGCUGUUCGAGGAGCUGGCCACCGACGUCUACGACGAGGUGGACCGGCGCGAAACCGAGUCGUGCUGGGCGGCGCUGCAGCCGGCGCCGUGGCCCUCGCCGGACCGCAGCAUCGUCCCCUUCCUGCCCGUCAACCCCGAGUUGUCGGCCACGCGCAACCAGGGCCGCCAGAAGCUGGCCAGGCUCAACGCCCGCGAGUUCGCCAUCCUCAUCAUGGACGUGCUGUCCGACGCCAAGCGCCGCCAGUCCUUCACGCCAGGGCAGCGAGGCGAGUCCGAGGUGUCGGACGACGAGCCGCUGUACGACAGCGUGGCGUCCGACGAUGACUACGUGACCGCGGCGGCGUCCGUGGACACUCUGUCCGCAUUGUCGGCGCUGCACUCGAGCUCAGAGGAGAAGGAGAGCGGUGGUGGCGGCGGCGGCAGCGAAGAUUCGCGGGUGGAGCAGCUGUUGAAGCAGCAGCUCGAGUGCUCGGAGACGCGGCUCGACUCGAUGAGCCAGCAGAUCCGCGCGCUGCAGGCCACGGUGGCCAAACUGGUGCAGACCAACGACAACAUCCCCUCGCAGCUGCAGAGCCAGGUGAGCUCGCUGAUGGCGGAGAACACGCAUCUGCGCAGCAUCAUCGCGCAGGCCGGGCUGAACGCGGCCAACGGCCACGCGGAACGCAGUCCGCCGGCCGUGGCCGCCAUCCGCUCGUCGCUGUCGCAGCAGCAGCGGCCGGUGUCCAUGUACGAGCCGCGGACGCAGCUGCAGGUGGGCCGCGUGGGCACCGGCUCGUACUCGAACCUGAGCUCUGCCGACCCUGAGAUGUGGCGGCUGGAGUGCGAGGCGAGCGUGUCGCCGGCCGAGGUGAAGGAGCGCACCGACGUCGUGACGAAGCGCAUCCAGGAGCUGUGGGCCGCCAUGGUGGACAACCGGCGCGAACUCUUCUUGCCGUGCGCGGUGCGCAUCCGGGCGGCCGUGGCCGACCUCACGGCCAUCUUCCCGCAGGAGGGCGGCGAGGAGGUGGUGCGCGAGGCGGUGCAGCAGCUGACGCAGCACUCGGGCAGGCUGCAGGCCGAGUGCGCGUGUCUGCUCAGCCCCGGGGUGUCGCCCAGCCUGGGCCCCGAGGGGCCCUCGGAGCCCGGCCACACGCUGCUGGUGCAGAAGGUGCGCAGCUGCGCCUACGACAUCGCCAAGGCCACCAAGCUGCUCGUCACGCACUUCCAAGUCUAGCCAAACGCCCGCCCUUCCGCCUGCCCGACUGAUGUAAAUAACCUCAACUGUGAGACAAUACACACUUCAAGAAAAGAAAAGAAACACAAGUGCCUCUGCGCCAACCGCAAUUUUAUAUAUUAUUAUGCUAUUUACAAAUACAACACACGUGUUAUAUAAUUAUUAUACAGGUGCUACACUCUCUUACAACUCA
Cloeon dipterum is the source of this 2401-nucleotide messenger RNA. It is a transcript of the gene Git, whose product is annotated as ARF GTPase-activating protein GIT1. The coding region runs from base 184 to 2208 and encodes 674 amino acids. The record is from RefSeq and is a predicted model, not a curated record. Lineage: Eukaryota; Metazoa; Arthropoda; Insecta; Ephemeroptera; Baetidae. Gene Ontology annotation, cellular component: synapse. The transcript is spliced from 7 exons. Gene Ontology annotation, biological process: synaptic vesicle recycling; regulation of ARF protein signal transduction; brain development. Gene Ontology annotation, molecular function: small GTPase binding; GTPase activator activity.